Molecule: messenger RNA, 1706 nt
Organism: Solanum stenotomum
Lineage: Eukaryota; Viridiplantae; Streptophyta; Magnoliopsida; Solanales; Solanaceae
Product: probable pectinesterase/pectinesterase inhibitor 33
Exons: 2
Coding region: 1-1605 (534 amino acids)
Biological process (GO): cell wall modification
Molecular function (GO): pectinesterase inhibitor activity; pectinesterase activity
Source: RefSeq, a predicted model, not a curated record
AUGACAACUUAUAAUUAUAAGCUAGUACUCUUUAUAUUCUUUUCCUUCUCUUUCUUCCUACACCAAUCCUAUUCCAUUGAAGAAUCCACAAGUGAUGAUAUUAGCUGGUGGUGUAGCACCACUCCUCAUCCUGAACCAUGCAAGUAUUUCAUGUCCGACGCCACACUCCAACGUACUUACAAGCCAAAAUGUAAAGCCGAUUUUCUAACCAUGACUACAGAAGUUGCCCUGGAACAAGCUCUUCUAGUACAAAACCAUUCCAAAAAUAACGGCCAACACUUUCGUGGAAAACGAAAGAAACUAGUCUGGAUGGAUUGUGACAAGCUUAUCGACGAUACCAUCCAUCAAUUAAACCGUACUCUUCAUGGCAUUGGAUCUAACUCAACUUCUUGUACCGAAUUCGAUGCUCAAACUUGGCUUAGUGCCUCGUUAACAAAUAUUGAGACAUGUCUAUCGGGUUCAACUCAGCUCAACGUUUCAAAUGUACUACACCCAACUUUAUCCGCUAAUGUCUCACAGCUUAUUAGCAACUCUUUGGCUAUAAAUGGAGAGUUAGUUAAUUCACAAAACUCAACAGAAAUUGGUGGAUUUCCAAGUUGGGUUACGUCUAGGGAAAGAAAGUUGUUACAAUCUUCGACGAGGAGCUUGGCUUCCAAGGCAAUUUACGUGGUGGCACAAGAUGGAUCGGGAAAUUUCCGAUCCAUUCAGGCUGCAGUUAAUGCGGCCGCAAACAAAGUUUCAGAUGAGAGGACAAUUAUAUAUAUUAAAAAAGGUGUUUAUAGAGAAAAUGUGGCGAUAGGACCUUCAAUGAGUAAGAUCAUGUUAGUUGGUGCUGGUUUGAGAUACACAAUAAUUACAGGCAGCCGAAGUGCAGCAGGAGGUUUCACAACUUACAGUACUGCAACUGUUGGUGUUGAUGGAAGUGGAUUCAUUGCGCGUGGCAUCACAUUCCGAAACACAGCCGGUCCGAAAAAUGGUCAAGCAGUCGCUCUCCGAUCAGCCUCUGAUCUUUCGGUAUUCUACGCAUGUGGUUUCGAAGGAUAUCAAGACACAAUAUUUGUCCAAUCCCAACGACAAUUUUACAAAACAUGUCAUGUUUAUGGCACGAUAGAUUUUAUAUUCGGUAACGCUGCAGUUGUUUUCCAAAAUUGUGUCAUCUACGUCCGAAGACCCUUAGUAGGUCAAGUCAAUGUGAUCACAGCACAAGGCAGGGGUGAUCCUUUUCAGAACACUGGUAUAUCAAUUCACAAUUCAAGAAUAACAGCAGCACCUGAUCUUGCGCCUGUGGUUCGAGCAUUUAAGACAUAUAUGGGACGUCCGUGGCAGGAAUAUUCAAGGACAGUUAUAUUGAGGUCUUAUAUUGAUCGUUUGGUUAGUCCAUCAGGAUGGUUACCCUGGCUAAAUUCGGAUUUCGCAUUCAAAACUUUGUAUUAUGGAGAGUAUGGUAACUUUGGACCAGGGGCUUCAACUAGGUAUAGGGUAAAAUGGCCUGGUUACCAUGUUAUUACCGAUGCAAAAGAGGCUUCAAAGUUUACUGUUGCAAAUCUUGUAGGUGGUCGAUCAUGGUUGCCUUCUACUGGUGUGCCAUUCACUUCAGGGCUCUGAAUUUGGUCUAUUUAUUUAUUUGUAUAAUAAUUAUUAUAUCCAUUCAUUAUUUUGUACAUGUGUGUAAUGACAUUAUCUAAAAGUUAUGUACACGAGUAUAA